CUAUUAUGAUGUCCUUAUGAAUAAAUAGAAAAGAAUGUGAUUUACAUAAAUUAAUUACUUGAUUUUAAUUUAGUAUCUUUUUUUUUUCGUAUUAUUAAGAUAAAAAUUUGUAUUGUUCUGUUUAUUUUAUAAUUUUAACUUGUUUAAUUUGUGAUACUUAUUGUUUUAUAACUAUUUUAUUGCCUACAUUAAUAAUAUAACGUAGAUUGAUGGUAACUUUUUUAUAAACAUGUCUAAUUAUAAAAAGUGCUUAAAUUAUUUGAAAGAUCCAAUAUUAGUUGCACGUUUUCAAAAAUAUUUUGGAAUAGUACGUUGUCACCAUCAAGAUGAAAAUGUUGCUCUUUCACAUACAGUUAAUAAUGAGUUAAAUGGCAAUAGCAGUUUAGCUGAAAACAGAGAUGGAAGUAACUACCAAAUAACCAAUAAAUUUUGGUUUUACUUAUUUUUUUUUGGUACUUAUCUUGGCGAUGAAAUAGGAUAUUCAAUAAUUAUACCGUUUUUCAUAUGGAACGUUGACUCAGCAAUUGCAAGAAAAAUUGUUCUUGUAUGGGCAGUUGUCAUGUAUAUAGGACAAUCAAUCAAAGAUAUUGUGCGAUGGCCAAGACCAGCCUGUCCUCCUGUUGUAAGGCUUCAGAACAAAUGGUCAGUGGAAUAUGGCAUGCCAUCAACCCAUGCUGUUGUUAGUAUUACAUUGCCAUUUUCAGUUCUAUAUUAUUUAUCAAAUAAAUAUCAAAUUGAUUAUGCAGUUGGUAUUUCUUUGGCAUUGUUAUGGUGCACUCUAAUUACACUAAGUCGCUUAUAUUUAGGAAUGCAUACAGUUUUAGAUGUGAUGGCUGGUUUAUCCUUAGCAAUAGUUCUACUAAUACCUAUUCUACCAGUUGCCGACAUUGCUGAUCGUUUUCUCAUGUAUUGUUUUUGGACUCCAUUUAUUCUAGUCACUCUUACAGUCGGUCUUAUUAUUAUGUACCCUACAGGAAAUCAGUGGACACCUACUAAAGGAGACACAUCUCAAAUAUUGGGGACUUGUGCAGGAAUAUUAAGUGGAGGUUGGUUGCUUGUGAUGUUGGGUUUACAAAAUGAAAAUAUAAUUAUGAAUCCAAUGAAUAAUAAUAUCAGUUGGCCCUCAUUAAAAGAGCUAGGUAAUAUAGUAAUCAGAAGCGGACUGGGUUAUAUUUGUAUUGUUGUAUUUUUAUUGAUUGUCAAAUAUGCUUUUGAUGGCCUUGAUGUUUUACUUUCAAUAUGUGGUAUUAAAGUAAUGGACGAUAAAUUAAAUAGACGUGUUGCAAUUUUAGAUAAUGCCUAUAAGUAUUUAUCCAUUUAUUUGGUAUCAUUUGUUAUAAUAUUUGGAAUACCGUUAUUACAACAAACUUUAGGAGUUGGCAGACAAUCGUUUUAUAAUGAAGCCAAAUAAAAAUUAUUGUUAAAAUAACUCUAAAGAAAAUGUGAAAUGUUACCACUCCUUCAAAAGUUAAGAAAACAUUUAUCUCAAAAAAUUGUUUGUUAAGUUAUUUUUAUAUAUUGUACAUUUUAUAUAAUUAUUUGAACAAUUUAUUUUUAUUUUAAUACUGUAAAUUACUAAUAGUUAUACAAAUCGUUUUUUUUUAAUUGAUUAUGAAAUUACUUAUAUCGGUGCCAUAAAAUGUCUUUAUCAAUUUUAUAUUUUAAUAAGGUAAUCAGUUAUAUUUUAAAAAUUGUUUAAAUUUCCGUUGUAUUUAAUUAUUAAUAAAACUAUCCAACAUUUAA
Molecule: messenger RNA, 1743 nt
Organism: Daktulosphaira vitifoliae (grape phylloxera)
Lineage: Eukaryota; Metazoa; Arthropoda; Insecta; Hemiptera; Phylloxeridae
Product: sphingosine-1-phosphate phosphatase 2-like
Exons: 6
Coding region: 230-1411 (393 amino acids)
Biological process (GO): phospholipid dephosphorylation; sphingosine metabolic process
Cellular component (GO): endoplasmic reticulum membrane
Molecular function (GO): sphingosine-1-phosphate phosphatase activity
Source: RefSeq, a predicted model, not a curated record